AAAAUUUCGAAAACCUCUGAGCAAGUUGCGAUUUACAAGUAGCUGCAUUGUCCUCUUUUGAGAGAGUUUCUAAGAAACUUUUGAGAAAAUGAGACUUUCAGUUCUGUUUUUCGUAACUCUCUGCCUUGUCCUUCUCUUUACGUACACUCAUGGUGACCCUGAGACUGCAGUUACUGAUAUAGAAGCUCGUCACCACCACCACCAUGGACAUCACCAUGGACAUCAUCAUGGGCAUCACCACCAUCAUGGGCAUCAUCACCACCAUGGGCAUCACCACCACCACGGGCACCACCACCAUCAUGGCCACCAUCAUCAUCAUCAUCAUGGCCAUCAUCAUCACCAUGGGCACCAUCACCACCAUGGUCAUCACCACCAUCAUGGUCAUCACCACCAUCAUGGCCAUCACCACCACCACGGACACCACCAUGGACACCAUCAUCAUCAUGGUCAUCAUCAUGGACACCACCACUAAGGAGAC
Stegodyphus dumicola is the source of this 478-nucleotide messenger RNA. RefSeq lists its product as uncharacterized. NCBI's taxonomy places the organism in Eukaryota, Metazoa, Arthropoda, Arachnida, Araneae, Eresidae. The record is from RefSeq and is a predicted model, not a curated record.